AUGGCCUCCCCACUCAAGAGCUGCGUCGAUCCGGCCGAACACCCGCUCGACACCCGAAUGAACUUUGGCGAGUACAUGGUCCAGCAUCUCAGGCGCCACGCAAGCUCAAAACUGAUCAACGGUACAACCGACGAAGCCUACACCUAUUGCGAAGUAGCAGAACAGGUGGAUGCCGUGAGGACAGCGCUAUGGCGACUGGGCCAUGAAGCUGGAGACAAGAUCCUGCUCCUCAGCACAAAUCGUACGCAACUGCUGCCGAUGUUUCUGGGUGCAGCGUGCGCCAACAUGGCGUCCGUCUGUGAAAGCCCGGACUUUAGUGUCGAUGCCCUGGCUGACGCAAUGGAAACCCUGUCCCUGGCCUCCGUCUGCUGUGAGCCAGACCGGGUUCAAGAGGCCCUCGAACUGCAGCGAAGACUGGUUUCUAUAAAGUACAUCAUAGCUCUGGACGAAACCGCGCAUAAUAUGGUUGGAGCAACGAACACCGUAAUCACAUGGAGUGAGCUGCUGAAGAAGGGCCGUGAAGAAGGAGGCCCAAUGCCACCGCCUCCCGAGUAUCGAGAAAAUCAGAUCUGUUACAUGACAUCUACAAGUGGCACGACUGGCAAACCGAAACUGGUUGUGCAUUGUCACGAGUCCCUCCUGGCUGCCGUUCAGUCAAGCAGCCACCCUGGGCACAUGCGUCUAGGUCCUGAAGACUUGUCUCUCUCCACAUCGUUGUUGGUCUACCCGUACGCGCUUUCUUGGGGUGUCUGCAAGGCUAUCGCCCAGGGAGCGUCGACCGCCUUUACGGAGACUGCCGAUGACAAUGCUAUACUCGAAGCAAUUCACAAACACAGGGUUAUGCAAGAGCUCGCAUUCAGUGUUCUCGUGCCGACCCUCCGAGGCUUUUUCGCCUGCUGGCGACCCAGCACAGCGUUUCAAGACGACGCCAACAAGAUGCCGCUGCUGUUCGUGCUCAUGGUCGCCAUUCGCGUUGCAGAAAUGGUGGUCCGCUGCGCGCCCUCCGCUGAAGUGAGGGACACAGAAACGAAAAAGCCUCUGGGACCAAGGCAACGUGGAGACCUCGUGGUGCGAAGUCCAAGCCUGAUGCGUGGAUACUGGGGCAGACUGCACGAGCCCAUCACCGACGAAGAAGGCUGGUACAGCACAGGCGACCUGUGCUACUACGACAAAGAUGGCUGUCUGUACCUAGUUGCGCGGCUGAGCGACUACUUCUGCGUCCGUGGGUGCAAGUAUUGGCCAGCCGAAGUCGAGGCUAUGCUGCUCAAGUGUCCAGGGGUUCAUGACUGCGCCGUCGUUGGAAUACCCCAUCCUGAAGCUGGAGAAGUGGCGCACGCUAUAGUUGUGCCCGCGCCACAAGCAAGAACACUGAGCGCAGAACACGUCACGCAAUUUGUGGAAGCUAACGCAUCGAAGGGAUGCCGGUUGGAAGGAGGCGUCACAUUUGUCGACAUGAUUCCACGCAGCAAUAGAGGAAAGUUCGUCAGGCGUCAGCUCGUCCAGUGGAUUAUCGGGAAGCGAGAACAGGGAGGCAUCAACAGUCGGCAAGAUGAGGCGUAAGAUCUAACAGAUUGCCCAAACGACGCUUCCCCGAACUGCGCAAAGCACAUCUCGCACUAGGGGUGCGCAUUCAUGGUGCAAAUUUGUAGUAUUAUUAAUUCGAAAGCAUUAUAUGCCCCAUGAAGUGGAAAAUCCGGCGUCCGUUUUAUCUUCCGAUGGUACCAAAACCCACGUGACCAAGUGACGACGUAACGUUCCUAGCGCUGGGACUGUUGCGGCUCGCACUGCAAAAUUCUACGGUGAACAGUCAUGGCGUCGAACCUGGACCCCUUCCAAAAUUGGAUUAAGAUGGAUUAAAGUCGAUUAAAGUGGGUGAAAGAAUAUUAAAAUUGGUACAAAUUACAGCAAGGUGGAUUAGGCUGGAUGAAUGUGGAGCUAUAAUUUAAGGUGAUAACUUAGACAAGUCAUCAUGCUUUCGCAUUCAAAUCACCUAAAGAAACUUAAGUGAGUGUCACUUCUUAAUAAAGUGUACGUUG
Molecule: messenger RNA, 2036 nt
Organism: Dermacentor andersoni
Lineage: Eukaryota; Metazoa; Arthropoda; Arachnida; Ixodida; Ixodidae
Source: RefSeq, a predicted model, not a curated record